CUUUGGUGUACGUGACUCGGCAUUGACCGCUGCACGAAGACUAUCUCUUUAUAUCUACAUAUCUAUAUAUCUAUAUUAAUGGGCCUACGCCGGCCAACAUACCCCAACAAUGACAUCCACACCAACAUUCACACCUCCCACCCCAUCAACCUGGACCCUCCGCCUCAAAAACCGCAAAACCACUGUCCUUCUCCAUGUCAACCCUCUCAAUACGUUCACUACAAUAAAAACGCAUCUCCUAGCUGCACUCCGCGAAACCACGCUCAAAGACCCUGAAACAGGGGAUGAGGUCCAGCUCCCCUCCUCGCCCUCUGAAGUCCAGUUUGCCCGCCCUGUCAACAUUAACCACCCCGAACUCGGGUUUGUGCUGGGCGAGUGGGAGCAGCCAGGAGGCGUCGGCGAAAUGCUAGAGGAGGAGGAGUCUGGUAGGAAGAAAGGCAAGGGUCGGCCGAAGAAAGAUGAUGAGCUUGCGGGGAUGGUGAAUGUCAAUGAUUGUCCGAAGGGGGCUGGAUUAAGAGAUGGAGCGGUGUUGGCGUUUCGGUGGAAAGGAGAUGAAGAGAAAGGGAAUAAGACGGAGGGUAAGCGAAAGAGGAAGGAGCUGGAUGUCGACAUGGAGGAGGGCGAGGCGGACAUGUGGGGAGUCAAGCUCGCGAGUUAUGAGGAUCAGUAUGGGGUUGAGAAUACGGGAGAUGUGGGGGGUGGAAGGGAGUUUGAGGGCUGAGAUGUUUUGUCAAGAUUGGUGUGGCUUUGGGGAAAAAAACAUGUACUGAAGACGGCUGGGAUGGGUACGGCUUGAUCCUUCUA
Lindgomyces ingoldianus is the source of this 804-nucleotide messenger RNA. RefSeq lists its product as uncharacterized. The transcript has 2 exons. The coding region runs from base 110 to 721 and encodes 203 amino acids. The record is from RefSeq and is a predicted model, not a curated record. NCBI's taxonomy places the organism in Eukaryota, Fungi, Ascomycota, Dothideomycetes, Pleosporales, Lindgomycetaceae.